AUGGAAAUUUUUCAAAAAAAUUUAAAAGAAUUGGUAUUAUCAAAAAAUAUCAAUGACAAUCCCUUUGAAGAAGACAACUACGAUUACCACUCGAUUGUUGGUGAUGUAGUUGUUAGCUAUUCAAUGUCGGAGGAGCAAAUCGAAAAACAGAAGAAGGUUAGAGAGAAUUGGCUACAGUGUUACAAUAUUUACAAUGAUAAGUCUAUCAGUGUCGAUAUGAGAAUUGAAAAAAUCAAAUCGAUUUUGUCGGAUUUUGAAUUUUCACAAUGUAAACUUUCUCAUUUCUCUCUACUUGGAAACCAUUUCGAAAUGCCUGUCGAUCUUACAUACAACAUUCCUGAUAUUCAAUACAAACUUCAUCUGAUUGGAAUAGGUCACCUAAGAGAAUUCCUAGAGUCAAUCAUUAACUCGAGAAUAAUAAAGAUCCCACAAAUCCAGAGAAUCAAGAAAUAUGAUAGAAGUGGUAAAGUAGCUAGCGCAUUACAAUCUAGUUUAGACAAUCAUGUUUAUUACAAUAUGUAUUUUAAUGAGAAUUGUUUAUUCCAAAGCGAUGGUUACCAAGAUCCAGAAUCAAAAGUAAAAUAUGAAACUUUUUUGUAUAAAGUAGACAAGGAAACCAAUAUCAAGACAAUAGUAAAGUUAUUUGUACCGAAAAGGAAUCUGUCCGAAUCAUUUUCUUUCAUGUACUUUGAAGGAAAUGACAAAUAUUCACCAUAUAAACGAUUUGAAUAUAUUUCUUUUGAUAUGGCAGAAUGUAUCAAUAAAUUUAAUAAUAAAUUCUACGAGCUGACGGGAAAAGAGUAUCCUCAGAAAGAUCCUUUCUUACCUACAGAUGGGUUCUUUGGUCAGCUACCAUGUAACAAAGCCCCUACAAUUAGAAUUCCCAAACUAUCAAAAAUAUUAUUUGGUGCACUUAGACAAAAUAUUUUAAUAUCACCAGAAAAAAUAGAUUCAUAUAUUGAUAAACUACCUGAUAGUCUUUUGGAAGAGUUCAUUUUUGACUGUUUAAAUGAUAAUACACCCAAUGGUUUUGAUUCCCUAUCAAUUGUUUUAUCGAAAAUUAGAAAUAGAUCAAUCAAGAAACCAUCAGAUUUCCAAAUUAUCAACUCUGCAAUUGAACACGAUCAUUGGUUUGCUUUUAGUUUUGAAAAGGAAAUAUCCCAGAGUAUAUUCGUACCAACCUACAACAACUCUUUCAAAAUGAAUGUUUAUGACAACUAUGAUAAGUUUAUAUUAAAAGAAUGGAAACCAAUAUCAGAUAAUGACUAUAUUUUUGAAAUCCCAAAUAAAUUGGAUUUGGGGUCACCUUCGAUAGUAACCAAGGAUGAAUUCAAGCAGAAUUUCAAGAUUUACUCAAAGGAUGUAAUCAAUGAUGAUUUCGAUUGGAGUAAUACAGUGGUUGCUGGAUCAACUUUAACUGCCUGCUUAACAGGUGACAUGGAGAAACAUGAGAGUGGUGACAUUAAUGUUUUCUUCUAUGGAAUUGAUAGAGUCGAGAUAACUUCAAAGAUAUUGAAAUACUACUCAAGUUUACCGAUUCACUCUAAACCAACCAUUGUACACAAUUUCAAAAACAUAAUAUCAAUCUGUUGUCACUAUCCAUAUAGAAAUAUUACAUUCCAAUUAGAACCAUAUAUUAGUAUCGAACAUAUUCUUGUAACAUGUGAUAUUAAUAGUUGUACUUUUGCCUAUGAUGGAACGGAAGUCUAUGGAUUGUAUAGGUCGAUGGAAGCAAUGAACUUUAGAGCGAAUGUGGUUUCUCAGUAUCUUUGGAUGAUUCACGGUGACAUUCAUUUCCAGAAUCGUAUGGUUAAAUACUUUGAGAGAGGAUUCUCUGUGAUUUCACCAGAAUACGAUUUCUUCAUUGAUAAUGAGGAUUUCCAUCCACACUUCUCCAAUACCGGUCUUACUUUGCUGGCAUCCGGUGCAAGAGAUCAGAACAUCUACGAUUUCUUGAAGAACCCAUUCGCCAAUGUACCGUACGGACCGGAUUUUAACAAAGAAAAUCUAGAAAAGAAACUAUCGCAAGACAACCGAUUCAACUUGGUUCCACACUAUGACCUCGGUGCAGUUUGUUGCGAUUCUCAAAUCAAGAGAAAAUUCACAUCAAUGUCAUCAAAUGUUGGUUCAUUCAUAAAUAUUGGACCAAGAUAUGAUUCUUUAUUGUAA
Molecule: messenger RNA, 2169 nt
Organism: Heterostelium album PN500
Lineage: Eukaryota; Evosea; Eumycetozoa; Acytosteliales; Acytosteliaceae
Exons: 6
Coding region: 1-2169 (722 amino acids)
Source: RefSeq, a predicted model, not a curated record